Symbiodinium natans is the source of this 3309-nucleotide messenger RNA. The record is from the annotation of a GenBank genome assembly. NCBI's taxonomy places the organism in Eukaryota, Dinophyceae, Suessiales, Symbiodiniaceae.
AUGGCCGUUAGCCUGGUGGAAACGGACUGUGGCUUAGCCCUCUUGCGGCUGCUGAGCCGUGGGCAUGCGGUCGUCGCAGAGCUGCAGAGAUGUGCCGAGACCCUGCCUGCAGCCAUACGUGGCGAAGGCGAGUUGGCAAAGCGUCUCUCACCUGUGCUGCCAGACUUUGCUGUUUUCCGUCGCGAAGGGGGAGUUGAGAAGGUAGCUGGCACUCCGGAGUUAAUUGAACUAGAUGAGGAAAGCCGCGAACUCAACGCGGACCCUGCAGAUCGUCUGUUCCGAGUUCUCUCAGCCAUACGAAAAUAUUUUGCUGACCUCGCCAAGCUGCUGGAAGACAUUGAUGCUGGUGUGUUCGUAGGCCAGAGUCAUGAGAGCAUCCUCCGUGAUGCAGAUGGCCUUUGCUUGCUUCCAGAAGCAGUUGCACUGUUGGGCACCAUGCUCCUCAUCGUAGAUGAGCGAAUUUCAGGCCCUUGUCGUGAGCGAGCGCUUGUUCUGUUCUAUCGUUGUACGGCGGGUACAAGCCGUGAGUCGGAUGACUUUGCAGACGUCUGUCGACUCUUCAAGUCCACCGCGCGUCCAGCAGACACGGACUUGGCAAGCAGGCGGCCCGGAUAUCCUGAGAGCUACUUCGCACGCUUCCCCCUCAACCAGGACGCAAUUCGGCUGCUGCUUGGCAAGCUGCAGACCGGGGAUGUCUACGAGGCCUCGCGGCACUAUCCCUUACCGGAGCACAGGUCGCACGGGCUUUCUGCUCAAGCUGGGAUGUUGUACGUUGUAUUGUUUUUCCAGGUCAAGACGCUCGAGUCCGAUGGCAUUGCUAUGCGGGAGAUUGUGGACCGGCAUUUCGGCGAUGUUUGGGUUGUCGCAUAUGCGCUGGGGUACACAGCAGAUCUGCUGCUCAUGUGGGCACCAUAUCCGGCCGCACGUCAGGCGCUUAGCAACGCGAUCACUGCCGGAACAGUGCGUCAGCUUCAAGAGCAGCACCUAGACCGCCUGUCCAAGACACGGUCAAAGCUUGAGGAGUACUUGGUGGAGGGUGUUUUGACGGAGGACUACGUAUCUAAUAAGGCUUCACAGUUGGUCAAUGCGCUCCGCGAGGCCAACACCAGCAUCCGUUGGCUUCUCCUGCAACCCACAACCAUGGACUCGAAGUUACAGGUGGUUUGCAACAGCAGUGCCAAGAUGAAGGAGCAGCUGCUGGGCACAUUGGUUGACACAGCACUGCUGGAGGACAAGAUCAAAGCCAUCUUGGUUCCUCUGGUAGCCCGCCGUGAUGCAGAUUGGAGUCGUCUUAAGGACGAGGCUGCUCAGGCCAUGGACGAUUUAGCCGUGUACUUCUCUGGGCAGCACGCCUUGCGCCGGAACGUUCGCAAUGCCGAGCUGGAAGAUUUCUUCCGUGCGCUGCAGCAGCGUAUCGAGGAUCUCAGCUUCCAGUCCCAAGAGGACCUCCUUGCACUGGGGAGGAAGGUAGCCCAGAUCAACAAAGCUUUGGAGGAGGUUGCACUUUUCCAUGAGGUCAGCCAACAGCCUCAAAUCCUCCACUUCCUCAGCGAUGCGCGUCAGCUUUUGCAGAGGAUGCUGCGCACGGCUAACCUUAGUUCAGAUGUCCUCGAAACGAUCGAGACAGUUGCAGACCUGUCAUACGCCUGGCGUGCCUUGGGAACCUACAAGGAAGCCAUGGGCAACCUGCUAGCCGCAUCGCCAGACAGCGUUAAAGGGCUGCGAGCCUUGUUCCUGAAGCUUGCAUCGAUCCUGGAAACGCCGCUUCGUCGCAUCAAGCAGGCCGGCAACUCCUCUCAUGCAUCCCUCGUUUCCGGGUAUUACUCGGCCAGGCUCGUAGAGUUCAUGCGGUCCGUCUUGCAGGAGAUCCCGCGCCUGAUCUUCCAUCUGCUGGGCCAACUAUCUACCUUGGAGUCCGCGCAGUUGCCGAAAAGCUUGCCCUCUAGGAUAAGCUUGGUGGAGCUUCAAAGCUAUGCACAGAAGUGCGAAAAGGCGAGUCAUGAGGUCGGAAUACUCACGCAGCGCAUCGCCUUGCUGAUGCGUGGCAUCCGCGAGACGGACGUGGCGCUCCUUGGGGCAGUGCUGGUGGAACCCCGUGAGGUUUUGCUCGACGGCCUUCGGAGAGAGUUGGCGCGGCGCAUCGAGUCCUUGCUUGCGAGCCUGUCCUGGCCCUGCGGAAGCUCUGGCCGCGAGGACGCCGAAGGCCAGCUGCAACAGGUGGCCGCGCAGGCCUUUAAACUGCGCCGGUCCUUCGAGCACGUUCAAGACUACUUGGGCGUGAGUGCGCAGCAGCUCUGGCGGCAGGAGUUCGGACGUGUUGUGCGGUACCUCCUCCACAUGGAGCAGCAUCUCCUCCUGAGACGCCGGCCUGCGCCAGCGGAGUCCUCGCCGCACCACGACCCCAGCGUUCCCAUCAAGUUUCCCGAUAUUUCCAACGGGUCACUGGGUGGGUCGUUCAUCAGCCGCAUGCUGUCCAUGCUUCUGGAACUCACGGAUCCCAAAUCUACAAUGGGGGGUUUCCAUCACGACUGGCGGAGCCUUCAAACAGGUGCUGCAAUGCUGGACAGCUUGCUUCUGGAGCUGCUCAUGGAGGCUACCGGGGCCCCUGGCGUAGCGGCCAUUUCUCGGAUGUUGGCCUUACGGGCUGCCGGUCGGGUGCGAAAGGCCGUUUCGGGCUGCGCAGUGCUGCUGGCAGAUGCAGAGGUUCAGCAGCUAGCUGCCAAGGCAAAGUCGUCCCUCCAAACGAAGACAAGGUCUGCCGCAGAGGUGUUGCGGACCUCUGCAGGCCUGCUUUCCAGCCAGGUCGGUCCUCUGGGGGCGGCCUUGGCGAGCGUCGGGCAAGCGGUGCUCGUGCGGCGGCGCCUGGCAGCGCAGCUCAGGCUACACAGCAGCUUGGAUGCCUCUCUCGUCAGCGAGUCUGCAGCUGUCCUGGAUGGGAGCGUGCUGUUCGAAGUUCUGGAAGACACGGAGAUGUCGGAGGCGCAGGAUGGCCAGCUGCCAAGUCUCUGGGACUUCGUGGGCGACAGCAAGGCGUCUUCUCCAGAGGAAACGCAGCUCCGCUUCCGAAGGAAGCUGGCGCGAAUGGGGGAGUUGCCGGGCUUUGCUGAUCCCAUCCGCCAGCUCAUGCAAGUGGUGCCUGAAGGCUCUGCACCCUCCGAGAUGGACUUGAUGAUAGCCCUGGCUCUUGUGCAGUAUACCACCUCUGCACCACCUGUUGCUUCCAUGAGCCGCAAGGCCGGGCCUUCAGAAGCUGCUUCUACCCGGUAUCCUAGGUCAGUAGGCAUCUGCAUGACAUGGUCUGCAUGGUGA